Messenger RNA from Clarias gariepinus (North African catfish), 1438 nucleotides. RefSeq names its product cytosolic sulfotransferase 3-like. Gene Ontology annotation, cellular component: cytoplasm. Lineage: Eukaryota; Metazoa; Chordata; Actinopteri; Siluriformes; Clariidae. The transcript is spliced from 9 exons. Bases 185 to 1066 code for a protein of 293 amino acids. Gene Ontology annotation, biological process: sulfation. Gene Ontology annotation, molecular function: sulfotransferase activity. The record is from RefSeq and is a predicted model, not a curated record.
AUAGAGCUCAACACACCAGGCUUACUUGGCAUCCAGUUUUAAAUAAAGUCACAUUUUAACAUGUUCGUGACAUGCCCUGGCUAACGGACCUGGAGGAGUUGUGACACAGCAGGCAGACAAUCAGCAGGAGAAGAUUUCUUGUCUUAUCUCUCUAAGAAGUAAUAAGUAGAAACUUUAUCUGACGAUGAAGCCAACCAGUCGACCAGAACUUAUUGAUUUUAAAGGCAUUUAUAUGGCUCAUUACUUCACUGAUGACUGGGAAAAUGUGCAGAAAUUUCAAGCAAGACCAGAUGAUAUUCUCAUUGCUACUUACCCCAAAGCAGGCACCACCUGGGUCUCCUCUAUUUUGGAUCUACUUUUUUUUCACAAUAUAGCACCAGAGCGUCACACCUCACUGCCCAUUUUUGAAAGAGUGCCUUUCCUUGAGGCAGUUUUUCCUGAGAUGCCUACAGGGGUUGACUUGGCAGAUAAAUUGGCCACCACCCCACGUCUCAUCAAAACUCAUCUACCUGUUCAGUUGGUGCCCAAGUCCUUCUGGGAACAGAACUGCAAGGUUGUUUAUAUAGCACGCAAUGCCAAAGACAGUGCUGUGUCUUAUUUCCACUUUUCUUGUAUGGUGGACUUACUACCUGACCCGGGAACCUGGAAUGAUUUCUUACAAAAUUUCAUGGAUGGAAAAAUGGUGUUUGGACCUUGGUAUGAUCAUGUGUGUGGCUACUGGGAGAAGAAGCAAACAUACACUAAUCUACACUACAUGUUCUUUGAAGACAUUGUAAAGAACACCAGGCAUGAGGUGGAGCAACUGAGCUCCUUCCUUGGUUUAUCUACACAAGCAGAAGAGAGGGAGAAACUGACAAAAUUUGUUCACUUUGAUGCUAUGAAGCAGAACAGCAUGGCCAACUAUUCUACAUUCAAACGCAUGGACUUCAAGAUCUCACCAUUUAUGCGCAAAGGUAAAGUUGGAGACUGGAAAAAUUACUUCUCUGUGGCUCAAAACGAGCAGUUUGAUGCUCACUACUGGGAGAAAAUGAAGAACACAACAUUACAGUUCCACACAGAAAUUUAGGACAAAAAUUUUAAUUUCAAUAUACUGUAUUACAGCAUUAGCAAUUUAGUCAGAUUUAUUUUGUGUAUAUGAGCUGUACAUCUAAAACACAUAAUGAAAGGAAUAAUUUUUUUUCACAGAAUAUCAAUUAAAAUAAUUUUUUUUAAAUAAAGUUCAUUUUAGAUGAUUAAAGCACCUCUGUACUUGGAACCUAGAUGUUAAAUUUCUACAGAUUGCUAAAAGAAACUUAGCUUACUUAUAUGUAUCAGCAGCACGAAUCCUAGACUAUGACUGUACUGCCCAUAUUGAUAAAUAGUAUUAAUAUUCAGUGCACUAGAGAAAAAAAAAUGAAUGUCACAUGCAUGCAUAAGCAGAAAUAAAUCCCUUAUUUGA